This is a messenger RNA of Poecilia reticulata (guppy), 7600 nucleotides long. It is a transcript of the gene cica, whose product is annotated as capicua transcriptional repressor a. Lineage: Eukaryota; Metazoa; Chordata; Actinopteri; Cyprinodontiformes; Poeciliidae. Gene Ontology annotation, biological process: regulation of transcription by RNA polymerase II; carbohydrate metabolic process. Gene Ontology annotation, molecular function: RNA polymerase II transcription regulatory region sequence-specific DNA binding; DNA-binding transcription factor activity, RNA polymerase II-specific. Gene Ontology annotation, cellular component: nucleus. The record is from RefSeq and is a predicted model, not a curated record.
CUCCGGGUCUUCAUUCACCAUUUUGCGACUGUAGUGUAGAAUGUCCAGGGCAGGAGUUACUGCUCCUUUUAAGUUGCUCUGCCGGAGAAAGAUGAGCGGCCGCUGACGGGCAGCAGCGGACCACCGUGCCCUACUUUACCCGGCGGAGGAGCAUCCUGUGAGGGGGGGAUUCAGAGGGGAAUCUGUAUUAUCUCCGAGUCCUUGACAAGUAAGGUGGGCAAGUGCCAGGGUCGCACAACCAAAGGCAAGACAGAAUGAGAAAGACAGGCCCCGAUAGAGGAGAGAAGUAGACGGAACAAAACCGCAAACGGGAACGCCAAGGAGAUACUCUGGGAUAAAUAAAUAAAAAGAUUUGUUUGGAGAAAAGGCCAGCGAGAUAAAAAAUAAAGAUGAAGCCGAUAAAGAAACAAGGUCGGCGCUCCCCUCAAUCCACCCGGACCAAAGGCGGGAAGCGCCGCGGAGUCAGGGAGACCUCCGAUGGCGGAGAGAAGAGAGAUUCAGAUGAGAACAGAGAUGAAAGCGGAUCCCCUCAAAACCGAACCCUCUCCUCGUCUUUCUCCUCCAGUUCCCACUCAGACUCCUCUCAGGCUGGCCUAGUGACAACGCGAGACGCUUCGGAUGGGGAGGGAAUGUCCGAGACUUCGGUUUUGAUGGAUUCAGGGAAACUGCUGACGUCCUCUGAUGAAAGGUCCGGGAGGUCGGCGCUAAGCGGCAGCAGUAGCCACUGUGACAGUGGCGGCAGCAGCUGCAGCAACAGCAGCACGCCAAGUGCCAACAACAGUCCGAAUCCCGCCUCCAGCCGGAAAACCGCCACUUUCAAGGCGCGUGUUCCCAAGAAGAAGUACACUUCUGAGCACUGCUCAUCAGCUACUGCCAGCAACCAUAGCGACCCUCCAUCCUCUACACCCCCUCCGCCAAGCGGUGGGGUCUUCAACCGGGGGUCAAUGGGUUCAGGAGUUGAAGCCAAUGUCUCUUAUUCUGACAGAAACAGUCAGAGUGGGAAUCUGAUGGACAACUUUCACAGUGGAGCAACUGGCAGGGAGAAUUCCCAAGAAUCCCCAGGACCUCCCACAUUGUCUCUUGUAAUGGAAAGGCCCGGAAGAAAUGAAGAGCGAGUUUCCCCCAGCCCCCUGCCCCGAUGUUCUUCAACAGACACUGCCAGUGAACACUCUGCUGACCUGGAAGUGGUCGGUGACAUGCCGGCCAUCGCACAUUCUAUGUCUCAUUCUGCGCCCAGCCUACCUGACACCCUGUCAGACACCCUGGCUAAAGGACUGAAAAACCAGCGCGUCCUCGCUCGCCAGCUCAGGAGGCACAAAUCUGAGGAAGUAGGGGGUGAAUUGAGAGGCAAAGGGAGGAGUUCAGAAUUUGUGUUCCGGGCUGGAGUGGUGCGUAAGGUCAGUGGCGAAUUCGGUUGUUUGGAGGUGCAACUGAACGGCGAAAAGACGAUGUGCAGUUAUCCUUACCGACAUGAGAGCCCUCCAGGGGCGGUAGAAAUUAUUUUGGAUGCACCUCCACCUGGUGUCCAUACAAUACCCAUUGGCACCCGUGUCUGUGUACCAUUUGGUGAUGAAGUUGGCAACGAGAGCCAGUUGCAGUGGUACAGAGAAGGCGUGGUGACUGAGGUGGACACACACCCUGCUGUGGCCAACCGUUACCGUGUCCUGCUGUCUGAGGGAAGGCCUAAUUCUCUGGAUGUAGAAGAUAGCAGAGGUGCUACCCAUGCCAUAUGGGUCUCCCGGCAAACUCUCCGUCUUCUGGUGCCACCGUGGGAUCUAGAUUUGCCAUCCUGCGGUGGCCACGGAGGAGAAGAGGGCGUCAGAGAAAAGGAUAAACAUGAAGAAAGGGAAGAUAUAGAUGUGGAACAGGAGGUGUGUACCAUCAGCCAAGGAAUGAACCCUGGCAUGGGUUUGAUGUUUGGGAGGGAAAUAUCGUACCCGGGUAUUAUCACUGUCUCCUCGCCAGUUACUCGAGAAUGGGAAAUUGAGAAAGACCGGGAAAGGGAGAGAGAGCGUUUGAGGAAACAGGAGAGAGACAGAGAAAGGGAGAAUAAUGCAAAGCAGCAGCAACACCACCCAUAUAUGCCACUUACCCCAGAAGAAGACAUGGAGGUGUCCCACUUCAACAUGAUCCCACUGGGGGCAAUCAUAUCUGGGACCAAAUCAAGACCAGUUCACCACCAGAUUGUCUCAAAGCCCCCGUCUGGCUACCUCAAUUCCCACCUGCCUGUUGUGCGGGGCAUUGGGAUUCCUCCCACACACCUGGCCCUCAAUCCCCACCCUAAUCCAUCGAAUGUCCUCUUAGGCCUUGACUCAACAAAUGCCGCAGCUGGUGCUGUCAUUACUGCCCCCCAGCUACCUCCUCUGCCUCCGAUCUCCUCCUCUGCAUCCUCUAGAGCAGAGAAGGCUUCUGGAGGAGGAUCAUCCGGUGGCGGAGGAGGACCAGUGUCGGGUUCGAACUCUUCCUCUGCAAACCGUUCCCGCACUCCUCUCACAGCAGCCCAACAAAAGUACAAGAAGGGAGAUGUGGUGUGCACACCAACGGGCAUCCGGAAGAAGUUCAACGGGAAGCAGUGGAGGAGGUUGUGUUCUCGGGAGGGCUGUUCCAAAGAGUCCCAGCGUAGAGGAUACUGCUCCAGACACCUUUCAAUGAGGACCAAGGAGAUGGAGGCCAGCGGAGGCGGCCGGGAGCGCAGUGGAGCCAGCAGCACCGGGACUCUAACGCCGUCUGACCUCCGACUGGGCAGUGGGAGAGCCAGCUCGGAGUUUGACUGGGAUGAGAUAUCAAUGGAAAGCAGUGAAGCCAGCAGCCGUGGAGGAGACUCCCGUCCCCGCUUGGUGCUGCCAUCCCUGCUUCCCCAGGACUUGUCUCGUUUUGACUUUGAUGAGUGCGAGGCAGCAACCAUGCUGGUUUCUCUGGGGGGUUCCCGCUCUGUCACGCCUUCAUUCUCUCCCAUUUCCAAUCAGUCUCCGUUCUCACCAACCCCAUCACCCUCCCCAUCGCCUCUCUUCAGCUUCCGCCCUGCCACUUUUAGUCCAAUCACUGCCCCGCCUUCACUUAAUCCACGCCGCCCUCGGCAGCUCAGUGGCACCAAGAUGGGUACGCCGGGCUCUGAACGAGAGCGCCACCUGUCAGGAAUUGUACCCUCCAUACAGACCAACCUCACCUUUACAGUCCCUAUGAGCCCCAACAAGAGGAGGCCUGAGACCCACCCGCCCCCUCCUCUACAUUUAGUCCAGGACUACCAAAAUAAAUCGGACCAGCAGCAGCUGAUGGGUGCAGGGGUCAGUAUGGCUGGAGACCCAGCUGCUUUCAGAGUCCUCUCCCCACACAGUCAGCCCACAACACCUUCCUCACUUCCCUUUUCACGCCCUCGCAGCGCCACCAGCAGGCCAUCGUCCUCCGCUGCCUCUACGCCUCCACCCAUGCUCGUGUCUCCAACACCUCCUUCCCCAUUGCCCCAGGAACCCUCCCCACGCCGCAUAGUACCCCUUCGCGACUCCCCAGUCAUUGUCCGCAACCCAGACGUCCCCUUGGCAAAGUUCUCAGAUGGUCCAUUGGUAAAAAGAGAAAGAAACCAGCUGAGGGAGAAGAACCAGCCGCAGCACUCCGCUCCCCCAGGCCUGCAGGCCCCGGUCCCCAUCAACGGGGCCACUACCAAUCCGGCGGUCCUCCUGAGGAACCCUGCGUCCACCCUGGUCCUGGUCACCUCCAGUUCUUCGUUGACACCAGUCACAGCAGGUCACGCCGCGCUGUCCGGAUCCGCCGUCUCCGCCCCUUUGGGCUCCGCUCUGUCCUCGUCCGGUUCCGGCGGUCGGGACCGGAAACCCGAAGGCUACCAGGAUGGCUUGGGUGGUGCGCUGCCACAGCCAGUGGCCUGCCACCCCACGCCGACCGCCCUGCUGCCGCUCAUACUGCCAGCUGAGUCGCCGCACCCGGCGCCACGCAAGCAGAUCAUCAUGGGUCGCCCGGGCACAGUUUGGACCAACGUGGAGCCUCGGUCGGUGCCAGUGUUCCCCUGGCAUUCGCUCGUCCCCUUCCUGGACUCCAGCCAAUCAGGAGCGGCCGGCCAGCCUGCUGAUGGCCAGCAGCUUGUUAAUCAGAGCAAAGAGCCUCGCUGCGGUGUGGCCCUGGUGAGCGAAGGGCGGGCGGGCCCCACGGAGCCGGACAGGGGGUCGCCGUCUCGCCCUGCCCCGACCAACGACAAUCCCCCGGCAGACAGGGGCGGGGCGGACAGCGAGACAGAGAGCGACACCGAUGAUCCGUUUUCCCCCGGCGUGGGGAACGACCCGUCUCCCUCCGCCGGACCCAUGAAGAGACGCACGCAGUCGCUCAGCGCCCUGCCCAAAGACGGAGACAGGAAGAGGGAGAAGGACUACAUCCGCCGCCCCAUGAACGCCUUCAUGAUCUUCAGUAAACGCCACCGAGCGCUGGUGCACCAGCGGCACCCCAACCAGGACAACCGGACCGUCAGCAAGAUCCUGGGCGAGUGGUGGUACGCUCUGGGCCCCAACGAGAAGCAGAAGUACCACGACCUGGCCUUUCAGGUGAAAGAGGCUCAUUUCAAGGCCCAUCCCGACUGGAAGUGGUGCAACAAAGACCGCAGGAAGUCUCUGUCCGAGGGCCGGGGCACGCCGAAAGAGCUGCGGGAGAGGAGCAUGUCGGAGAGCAUAGAUGUGCUCUCAGAGUCCCAGGUGCUGGAGGGAAAAGGUGGAGGUCCGGGCUGGCCGGGGGCAUCGGAGCGUCGAGGGGGGGGUUCGGGGGGCCAACACCCCCGUCCCCGAGCCUUUUCCCAAAGUGCCGUUCACACCCUGGAGCAGAGGGAGAGGCAGCGGGAGCUGGAGAAGGAGGACGGAACCGGCUUGUUUCGAAGCCGACCGCCGCCUCAGUCUUUGUACCACAGCAGCGCCAACGAGGAUGUGACCAGCGAUGAGGAGCGCAUGGUCAUCUGCGAGGAGGAAGGAGACGACGACGUGAUGGAGGAUUCGUGCCCUGAAGGCUCCAUUGACCUCAAGUGCAAGGAGAGAGUGACAGACAGCGACGAGGACGAACCGGACGGACAGCAGGACGUCCAGCCGGAGAGUCGCUCCUCUCCCGCCGUGUCCGACUCCUCCGCUAAGGGCGAGGCUGGAGGUCCUGGCGACGGCGAGGACAGGAACAGGAAGCGGGGCGCGGAGCCAGCGGAGCCAGCGGAGCCAGCGGAGCAGGAAGAGGGCGGUACCUGGAAGAAGGAAGUGUCCGGAGGCGGGUCAGGCAUCUCGGUCGGUCCGCUCCAGCACGGCCUGCCCCAGGUUCUGGGCGGGGUCCGGACGCUUCGCCCGGUCGCCAGCGCUCCCAUCGCUAUCGCCAGCAAACCGGUGGACGGCGGCGCCGCCCUCAGCUCGCUCCCGCAGGAGAAGAAGACCAACGUUCUGAUUGGAGGAGCCGGUGCUCAGCUCACAGCGGGAGUCCAAACUCAGGCAUCAGUGUUACCAAGCAAGAUGUUGGUUCCCAUGGCAACAGUGAGGACGGGGUCCACGCCUCCUCAGCCCUCCAUCUCCCUGGUGGCUCCGCCUCUUCCUGUGCAGAACGGCCCCGCGACGGCAAACAAGAUCAUCCAGCUCACUUCCGUGCCCGUGGUGCAGACCAACGUCCAUCCGAGCCCUGGGAGCCCCUUUCCCGUAUCCAUGGCGACGGUGAUGGCUCCCGGAGCCGCCCCGCCUCAGCCCGUUCUCCUGACCUCCCAGCCCACCAGGAUCACCUACGUCCAGUCCAGCCCAGGCGUUACCACGGCGACGCCCCAGCAGGCCGCCCAGCCUCCGGGUCCGGCGUAUCUCUCGUCACACCUGGCCACUCUGGGGUUCGCCGCCAUCGCCCCGGCCGGACAGACCCUGGUUCAGCCUGUGCUGGCCCAGGCUCCGCCCCUCGGCGCUCAGUCGCAGACGCCUCCGGGUCAGACCGCCGCUGGCCGUCAGGUACUAACCGCCAUCUACCCUGCACAAACCGUUGCCCUGGCGACCGGUGUGGUCCCGUUGGCAGCUGCUGUGCCGCCUGCCGUAGCUUCUCCAGCUCAGGACGCGAUAAACCCGGCUUCCCCGUCGACUAAAGCGGUGCAGGGUUCAGCGACGGCGGCGACCUUUCAGCCGGGGACCGGAAUGAAGGUGGAGGUGAAACAGGAGACCCAGCUGGACUCUGAGACUGAAGGGUCAUCGAGCUGCAACCCAAGCUGCUUGAUGGGCAGCUAUGAAAACGGAGGCGCAGCAGUGAAAAAAGAAGAAGACAUCAGCCUGAGCAUCAAGGAAGAAAACAUGCGUGAUGAAACUGAGAGGGAGCGACAAAGUGAGGCAGAUGAAGAGCGAGAUGGAGAGAUGAAGGAGAGCAAGAAGGAAGCCAAAGAAACGGACAGAGACGACCGCAACGCGACAAAUAACAGCAAAGAGGCUGGACCUCGUUCCCCUCCUCCUCCUCCUCCUCCUCCUCCUCCACCCUCAGGUCUGGACCCGCCUCCACCUCCACCAGCAGAAAAAGAGACCUCCUCUUCCUCCUCCUCUUCCUCCUCCUCCAAGAGAACUAAGUUUCGCCCCCCUCCACUCAAAAAGACCCCCGACUCUCACGACAAGGUUUUGUCGGAGACGUCGUUCGAGGAGCGCUUUGCUGAGCUUCCAGAGUUUAACCCAGAGGAAGUUCUUCCCUCGCCCACGCUGCAGAGCCUGGCCACCUCUCCAAGAGCCAUCCUGGGAAGCUACCGCAAGAAGAGACGCAACUCCACCGAUCUCGACGGGGCGGCAGAAGACCCCAGCUCCCCCCGAAGGAAGACCCGCCGUCUCUCCAGCUGCAGCUCGGAGCCCAGCACCCCAAAAAGCGCUGCCAAGUGUGAGGGAGACAUCUUUACGUUCGACAGACCAGCAGGUCCGGAAGGCGACGUCCCACUAGGAGACCCGGACAGGGUUCCGUACUCGUCUCUGCGGAGGACACUGGACCAACGUCGCGCGCUGGUCAUGCAGCUUUUUCAGGAACACGGUUUCUUUCCUUCAGCUCAGGCCACGGCUUCCUUCCAGGCGCGCUACCCGGAAACAUUCCCCACCAAGUUGUGUCUGCAGCUGAAGAUCCGUGAGGUUCGUCAGAAGAUCAUGCAGACAGCGACGCCGGGGACGUUCGAGUCGUCCGAAGCCGGGCCCGCCCUACCCGCCCUGCCCCACGGCCAAUCAGCGCGGGACGAUGGCGGGGCGGAGCAUCAGGGAGACAAAGGCCAAAACUUGGAGGAACCGAAAAACGAAGGAUCGUAAAAAGCAAACAAAACAGAGGAGAUCAGGAAUCAGGAAAAUAAUUUCACUGAAAGAUGAAGAGAGAAGGGUGUGUGGCACUGAUUUCCACUAGACCUGGGCAAAAAUAAGACUCCUCAAGACUAACUUUGAUUGUCUAAUCUUAACGUGUGGGAACCACAGCAAGUGCUUCUUGAAUUUCCUUUCAUCCUGAAUGUUGCCCAGGUCUGCGCUCAGCACAUUGCAGCAGUUUGGGACUCAAACUCUGCGGUACACACUCUCUAUCUCUCUGGUACACACACACACACACACACACACACACACACACACACACACACACACACACACACACACACACA